This is a messenger RNA of Micropterus dolomieu (smallmouth bass), 1498 nucleotides long. Its product is annotated as erythroferrone. Gene Ontology annotation, molecular function: hormone activity. Bases 492 to 1415 code for a protein of 307 amino acids. The record is from RefSeq and is a predicted model, not a curated record. The transcript is spliced from 8 exons. Lineage: Eukaryota; Metazoa; Chordata; Actinopteri; Centrarchiformes; Centrarchidae.
GAGAGGGAGGAGGAGGAGGAGCUGAGGAAGAGGAGGAGGAGUCAGGGAGGAGGGAGGGAGAUAAAAACCAGACUCGGCAGAGCAGAGACGACCAAACUGAAGAGGAUCAGAGAAGCAAAAACACCGUCAGAGGGAAGGACUGAAAUACAAGAGAGGAAGAGGUGGAAAAAGAGGAGGAGGCACCAAACCACCCACAGAGAGAAGCCUUCCUCACUGUUUGGAAACUCACUCUGUGUUUAUGUCUGCGGACGGAAAAUGAAGUGAAGAGAGAAAGAAAAGAAGGAAAAAGACGCUGCGAAACAGAAGAAGUUUCAUCUGUUGAGUCGAAGAAGAGAUCAGAACAAGUUCUUCAAACUUCUUUCUUUCAAACCUAAUUCAAGUUGAGCUGAUCUGAGAGGAGCAGACUUACAGCAGUGCAUCAUGGGAACACCUUGAGUCCAUAGAGACACAGACCUGAACGCCUUCGUCCUCUGGUUCCACCUCCACCCAGCAUGCUGGCCAGGUUCUCCCAGGGAAGGAGCUCUCCGGGUGGGCUGCCGCUGCUCCCCCUGCUCCUGGGGCUGAUGGCGAUGAUGACGACGGCGGUGGUGAUGAAGACGGAGGCAGCGAGCGCCGAAGAGCUGGAGAGCGAGGAGAGUCAGGAGAUCCUGGAGGAGGAGGAGGGCAUCAGCACUGAGAUCCAGGAGCCGCUGUCCUCCGAUCUGUCCAGAGUGACUCCUUUCAAAUCCUGGUUGAUCUUCAGAAGAAACUCCAACAAGGGGGACAACCGCAGAACCAAAGGGUCCAGGAGAACCUCCAAGCAUGGUCUUCCAGGCCCUCCAGGCCCUCCAGGACCUCAGGGGCCUCCAGGGCCCCCCGCCCCCCUACUGCCACAACAACAGGAGCUCAUCCAGGAGCUGCAGCUAAAAGUGAGAGACAUGGCAGCAGGAGUGUGUCUGCUGUGUGAUCGUCCUCCUCGUGUCUCCACCUCCUUCCUCAGUCGCCUCCUGCAGCCCGUCAGCGUCCCUCGCCGCAGCCUGCUGGAGCUGCAGCCCUUCGGCCAGCCCUCGGACUCGGAGCGGAGCCUCCAGAGGGGUCAGAGCUUCAACACCAGCACCGGCCGAUACACGCCGGCCGUCUCCGGCUUCUACCAGCUCACCGCCAGCCUCCUGAUAGAGUCCGGAGACAGAGUCCAGGUCCGGAUCAGAGACAGCGUGAGAGCGGCCAUCUGCAUCGAGUCGCUCUGCCAGAGCAACCUCUCUGUAGAGUCUGUGAUGGGCGUGGCGGCCGCUGGAGGAACAUUCAGCAUCCUGCUGACAGGAACGCUCUUUCUGCAGGCUGGAGAGUACGUGUCGGUGUUUGUGGACAACGCCACCGGCUCGGCCAUCAGUGUCCUGCAGGACUCGAUGUUCUCCGGGAUCCUGCUGGGAGUCUGAACGCACAACACAAACGCCGUCCUCCGAAUCCUCCAUCACCUGAUGGCCGGGACUCCAACCUGGUACCAGCACACCUGGAUCGG